GUUCCCAAUAUGUAGUUAUAUCAAUUCAAACAUUUUCAUCUCUAAUCACACCUUUCUGAAUUUGAAAAUAUAAUAGAUAUAGCGAACAUUUCUGUACCUGCCUCAACCAUCCACACAUCUGUCUAUACGAGCACCACCUGUUAACUAGUUUUAAAAAUUCACAAACAAAAAAUGAUUCAGUUCACAACGUUUAUUAAGAUGGUGUUGCAAAAGACGCAAAAAUUGAGCCGCCUACGCUCCCUGGGCAUUGUCACGGUGGGCGCCACGGCCCUCUAUAUGGGCCUAACGGCUUACCACAAUCAGGAUCAACUAUUUCGCACAUUUGUCAUGCCUGCAGUGCGUCUGCUGCCGGCCGAGACGAGCCAUAAUUUGGCGGUGUUGGCGUGCAAGUACCGUCUCUACCCGGCCACCGACUACACGGACGAUCUCAAUUUGCACAGCUCGUUCUUUGGUCGCCUCGCUAGCAAUCCCAUUGGCAUAGCAGCCGGAUUCGAUAAGAACGGUGAAGCUGUGCUGGGUCUGAAGGAUUUGGGCUUUGGCUUCAUUGAGGUGGGCAGUGUGACACCCCUGGCCCAGGCGGGCAAUCCAAAGCCGCGAGUCUUUCGGUUGGUCAGCGACCGGGCCCUAAUCAACCGUUAUGGCUUCAAUAGCGAUGGCCACGAGGUGGUGGCGCAGCGCUUAAAGGAAAUUCGUGAACGAGAGGACUUCAAUGCCAUUGUGGGCGUUAAUCUAGGCCGCAAUCGUGACACACUGACUCCAAUUAGUGACUAUGUAAAGGGUGUCCACACAUUUGGACCUGUCGCCGACUAUCUGGUUGUGAAUGUCAGCAGUCCCAAUACGAAGGGACUGCGCAACAUGCAGAGUAAAAAGGAGCUCACCGAACUGCUGGAAGCAGUCAAUAUAGCUCGUGGCAAGCUCAAGACGAACCAGAAAGUGCCUAUUCUGCUGAAGCUAUCGCCCGAUUUGGAAACGGGCGAAUUGAAUGACAUUGUCGCAGUCAUCAACCAGAAGAAAUGCCGCGUGGAUGGUCUCAUUGUGUCCAAUACCACCGUCGCGCGCGACAAUAUCAGCGACCUGGCAUUGGCCAGCGAGGCGGGCGGUUUGAGUGGAGAACCGCUGCGGGAACGCUCGACCAGGCUGAUCGCCCAGAUGUACUCAUUGACCAAGGGCAGCCUGCCCAUCAUAGGCGUGGGUGGUGUUGCAUCCGGUCAGCAUGCCUUUGAGAAAAUUGAGGCUGGCGCCUCGUUUGUUCAAAUCUACACAGCACUUAUAUACGAGGGCCCUGAACUGGUAGAACGCAUUAAGGGGGAGCUCUCAUUGCGGAUCAGCGAAUUGGGCUACACGUGCGUCAAGGACGCUGUAGGUUCCAACUACACCAAAUAUCUGCCCUCAUCCAAGUAAUAAAAUUGUGUGUAU
Drosophila novamexicana is the source of this 1416-nucleotide messenger RNA. It is a transcript of the gene Dhod, whose product is annotated as dihydroorotate dehydrogenase (quinone), mitochondrial. The transcript has 2 exons. The record is from RefSeq and is a predicted model, not a curated record. Gene Ontology annotation, molecular function: dihydroorotate dehydrogenase activity. NCBI's taxonomy places the organism in Eukaryota, Metazoa, Arthropoda, Insecta, Diptera, Drosophilidae. Gene Ontology annotation, biological process: 'de novo' pyrimidine nucleobase biosynthetic process; pyrimidine ribonucleotide biosynthetic process. Bases 172 to 1401 code for a protein of 409 amino acids. Gene Ontology annotation, cellular component: cytoplasm; mitochondrial inner membrane.